AUGCCAAAGAAAGCAGAGAAGAAGCAGCAGGAGAAGGUGAUCGAGGACCUGACCUUCGGGCUCAAGAACAAGAACAAGAGCAAGGUGGUCCAGAAGUACAUCAAGGGCGUCGAGCACACCGUCAAGCACAAGGGUGAGUCCAUAGCCAAGAUCGAGAGCGAGGAGUUCGAGCGCAAGAAGAAUAAGAAGAAGGAGGAGCAGGAGCAGGCCCUCCUCGAAACCAUGUUCCGGACGGUCAAGCAGGAGGCCCACGACAGCGACUCCGACGACUUCGACUCUUCCGACGACGACGCGGACCCCAAGACCAGGGUCUGCCCGUACUUCAAGCAGGGCCUGUGCAACAAAGGCAAGAAUUGCAAGUACUCCCACGACCUGAGCAUAAAGAAGGGCAAGGACAUGGACCUGCACAUCGACCAACGCACGCAGCUGCUGAUGAACGGCGAGGACGACGUCUACUUCGACGAGGAUAAGCUGCUCAAGCUCAUCGACGAGAAAAGCAGAUCCUACAACAAGCAAAAACCCACUGAGAUCGUCUGCAAGUUUUUCAUCGAGGCGGUGGAAAAGAAGAAGUACAACUGGAGCUGGAUGUGCCCCAACGGGCUGACCUGUCACUACCGCCAUUGCCUGCCCCCAGGCUACUCCAUCAGGACCGUCCUCAAGAAGAAGGAGGUGUCUGGGCUUGCCGUUGAGGCUGAGAUCGAUAUGCUGCGGGAGGAGAUGUCCGCGGGGACGGGUACGCCGGUCACCCUUGAGCGCUUCAUGCGCUGGAAGGAGGAGAAGCGUCUGCGCAGGCAGGAGGAGGAGGCCGCCGUCCGCAAGGAGGAGGAGAAGAAGGCUCGCCACGGCAAGCAGCAUAUGCUUUCUGGAAAGGCCCUCUUCGAGUUCGACGCCUCGCUGUUCGUGGAUGACGAGGAGGCGGUCGAGGAUAAGAAGAUCUACGCCAUCCGCGAAGAGGAGGAGGAGGACGAGACGGAGGCUGUCCCCGACUCCGAGGACGAAGAGCGCAAGGAAGCGGAAUGA
Hippocampus zosterae (dwarf seahorse) is the source of this 1020-nucleotide messenger RNA. RefSeq lists its product as uncharacterized. NCBI's taxonomy places the organism in Eukaryota, Metazoa, Chordata, Actinopteri, Syngnathiformes, Syngnathidae. Gene Ontology annotation, molecular function: mRNA binding; metal ion binding. The record is from RefSeq and is a predicted model, not a curated record. The transcript has a single exon. Gene Ontology annotation, biological process: cytoplasmic translation. Gene Ontology annotation, cellular component: cytosol. Bases 1 to 1020 code for a protein of 339 amino acids.